Helianthus annuus (common sunflower) is the source of this 615-nucleotide messenger RNA. RefSeq lists its product as uncharacterized. The transcript has 2 exons. Bases 1 to 615 code for a protein of 204 amino acids. NCBI's taxonomy places the organism in Eukaryota, Viridiplantae, Streptophyta, Magnoliopsida, Asterales, Asteraceae. The record is from RefSeq and is a predicted model, not a curated record. Gene Ontology annotation, molecular function: zinc ion binding; nucleic acid binding.
AUGGUUACCCCACUCGAGAAAGCUAUCGAGAGAUAUAUUGAUGGCUUACCUGACUCCGUACAAGACAUCGUCACUGGUAGUAACCCUACCACAGUUCGUCAGGCAAUCGAGUUAGCUGCAACAUUGACUGAGUCACAGGUCCGAAAGGGUAAGCUACACAGGAAGGGUGACAAGGGUAAGAAACAGUCAUCUGAUAAGGGUGAAAGCAAGAAGGUUAAGAGCAAGAAGGGUAAAGAAACUGGUUCUUCGAAAGGGUCUAGGAAGCGCAAGGCUUCCCAGAAUUUCGCUAUCACUGCCCAAGCAAAUCAGGCAGCACCCAACCAGCCCGCACAACCGCCAGCAAAGAAACGAUAUGCGGGGAAUGCACCGUUGUGCAACAGAUGCAAUAGCCACCAUCAACUGCAAGUUCAGUGUCGUUUCUGUACUAACUGUGGGAAGUCGGGUCAUCUUGUUGAUAUUUGUCGCUUUGCUCCCAAUCAAGCUGCAUGUAACCCAGCUCAGCAGGCUGCUCAAACGCCUGCUCAACAGCAAGCACAAGCUGCACGACCUCACUUUCCUCCUGGUUCGUGCUACAACUGUGGGGACCUUACUCAUUAUCGAAACCAGUGCCGAUAA